UAACUCUUUCAACAUUUAAUUUAAAAAAUUUUUUUAAUCAAUUACAUGUAAGCAAAAAAAUUUUAACAUUAUAAAACAUUUUUGAGUUCUAAAUUCUCUCUUUCCCUUCCCUACUCCUAAGAAGGCAAGCAAUUUGAUAUAGAUUAUACAUGUGCAGCUAUGUAAAACAUGUCCAUAUUAGUCAUUUUGCAAAAGAAAACAUAGACCAAAAAAGCAAAAACAAGAAUCAUCUGCAUUCAGACUCUACUAAUCCUCAGUAGAUGGAUAGCAUUUGUCAUAAGAAAUCCUUUGGAAUUGUCUUGUAUCAUGGUAUUGCUGAAAACAGCUAAGUCAUUCACAGUUGAUCAUUGUACAAAUAAUGCUAUUUUUGCUUACAAUGUUCUCCUGGUUCUGAUUAUUUCACUGUAUUAAUUUCACAUAAGUCUUUCCAAGUUUUCUGAAAAUACCUUAUUAUUUCUUAUAAUGCAAUAGCACUCCAUCCUAACCUUAUACCACUAUUUUUUCAGCCAACUUCAGCCAACCGAUGGACAACUCCUCUAUUUCCAAUUCUUUGCCACCACAAAAAGAGCUAUUAUAAGUAUGUUUGGACAUAUAGGUCUUUUUCCUUUUUCUUUGCCUUUUUGAGGGGUAUAGACCUAGUAGUAUUAUUGCUGAAUCAAAGAGAAUAACAGUUUUAUAGCCCUUCAGGCUUGGCUCCAUAUUUUUUUCCAGAAUGGUUAGAUCAAUUCAUAAUUCCACCAAGAGUGUAAAAGGGUCUCUAUUUUUCCACACCCCCUUCAACAAUUAUCAUUUUCCUUCUUUGUCAAAUUAGUCAAUCUGAAAGGUGGUACCUCAGAGCUGUUUUAAUUUGCCUGUCUCUAAUCAAUAGUUAUUUGGAAUAUUCUUUCAUGACUACAGAUAGCUUUGCUUUCUUCUGUAAAUUUCUUGUUCAUACCCUUUGACCAUUUAUCAAUUGGAGAAUGACUUUUAGUCUUAUAAAUUUGACUUGAUUCCCUAAAUUUAAGAAAUAAGGCCUUUAUCAGAAAAACUGGCUGUAAAAUAUUUCCCACUCAGUUUUCUGCCUUCCUUCUAAUCUUAGCUGCAUUGAUUUUAUUUGUGCUAAAUCUUUUAAGUUUGAUGUAAUCGAAAGUAUAAAUUUUAUAUCCCAUAAUGCUUUCUGUUGUCUCGUCAUAAAUUCUUCCUUUAUCAAUAAAUAUCAGCCUUUGUGUCUAAGUCAUGUACCCAUUUUGACUUUAUUUCAGUAUACUACAUGAAAUGUUAUGACCCCAGUUCUUCAUAAAUAGUUCUUGAAUCCCUUUUUAGGAAACUUAACAAUCAUCACUCCAAAUUACCUCAGAAUGAUCUUUAUCUGUCUCUUUCCAGGAAAGUUCAGUCUGGUGGAAAGGAUAACUGUCACAAUCAUUGAGUCUUGAGGUGGUAGGCACAUUGUGGAAGCAGUUUACCUUGAGCCUCUUUAUUUUUAAGAUCUUUAUAAAUCUGGUGAACUUACAACUAAAUUUAAAUGAAUAAUGCCAAUAUUACCCAGUUAGAAUGCAGUUUAUUGAUCUAGUUUUCACUUCUAGAAAAGUGGAUAUUAAGAACUAAAUGCUUCAGAAAGUAUAGAGAAAGGGUUUAAAUGAGCAUUUCCAUGUGAUUCAAUUACAUAGGAGAGUUCAUUUUAGCAAAACUUCAGCAUCACGCAAUAGUUACAAACGAAUACAAUAACAUUCUUCUGUAAUUAAAUUAUUUUAGAGAAAUGAAUAGUUUAGUACCAGUUACCUCAAGGCUCAUUGGCUGUGACAGCUAUUUUUUUUUUUACCAGACUGAACUGGAUAAGAGCAGGCAAAAAGGUGAUUCUGGGGUGAUUUGGAGGGAUAAUCCUUAGGUCUCCUGGACAGGGAUUCAAGAACCAUUCAUGAAGAACUGGAGUCAGAGGAUUCCUUAAAGGAUUGAAUCAGCGUGGUUGAGUUCUACGUUUGGAAUAAGAAGACCUCAAGUCGAACCCUGGCUCAGCCAUAUACUCAUGUCACUUAACUUUUGGGGUUUCACUCAUCUAUAUGAGGUCGGACUAGAUAACCUAUAAAAUCCAACUCUAAAAUUAUGAUUCUCCCAAACUCAUCAGAACGUGAAAUUGUACCACAGUUUAGCAAGAGAUACACUGAAAUGAACUGCAAGCUGUCACUGCUUGCUGUAUGAUUUAAAAAUGAACAAAAACCCUUAAAUAUCUCCAACUUAGCAAUUCAAACCCUAGGAAAACUGAAUAUCAAAAAAAAUUCUAGAAAGUACUGAAAAGCACUGAAAAACAUAUAUACAUUUUAAAAUACUCGUUCAUUUUUUAAAAAGCGAAUAAAUUUCAAUAUCAACAUCAACUAUAACAACUGUCCUCACAGGACCGCUUUAAAGGAUUCCUAGGGGUUAUUCUGGAUACCAUCUUCCUUCUACUGGAAAGAAUUUCUAUUAGAUCCCACUGGAAGAUUCAAUCCAGCAAAUCAGUAACGUGUCGGACUAUAACUCCCAGCAGGCUGUCUGGAAUCUACACCGCCGUUUUUCCAAUCGCAGGAUAUGAGAUUCGCCUACUCCGGCGAAUGGCCUGGCGGGAUUUGUAGUUCCUAAAUCGAGUGUUGGGUACGCGAGAUCACGUGCGCAGGUGCCCGCCCCUUCUCCUUUCCUACUCCCCCUCACGUUGGUCUCACGCAUCCCACCGCUCCGUCGGCGCGUGCCCACGCUUUUCCCCUUCCCCCCCUGGCAUCCCAGGGCGCAGGCGCGCGCACGCUCCCGGGCCCGGUGGGCGGGAGGGGGGUGGGGGGAGGAGGGGAAGAGUGGGGUGGGGGGUGUGGUUAGAUAUCUACCCGGCGGAGCCGGCGGCUGUGGGGCGCGAAGAGCUGAGCGGCCUAGUGACUAGGCGAGGAGGCUCUGCACUGAACCCGGGGCGGGUGAGGGUGGCCGGAGCCGAGCCGGAGCGGACGAUCGGGCGGGGAAAGCGGCCAAGGCCGGGAAGCGGCGGCUGGAGGGCGGCCUGCGGGGCAGCCCCGGCCUAGGCCCGGCGGAGAUGUCCGGCUGCUGCGCUUGUACCUGCGCGGCCGCGCGACUCAUCACCUCCUCGCUCGGCUCCGCGCAGAGAGGUAUUUCUUGUGGUCGAAGUCACUUCCCAGUUUUAGGAAGGUUGGGGACCUUUGAAACACAAGUUCUUCGAAGGACUCCUUUUAGGACUUUUUCAGAAACACCAGCAUACUUUGCUUCAAAAGAUGGGACUAGCAAGGAUGGUUCAGGAGACGGAAAUAAGAAACCAGUGAGUGAAGGAGGCAGUAAAAAAUCAAGCUCUGGGAAUUCUGGGAAAGGAGGAAACCAGCUGAGAUGUCCAAAAUGUGGUGAUCUCUGCACACAUGUAGAGACUUUUGUGUCUUCCACCCGAUUUGUGAAGUGUGAAAAAUGUCAUCAUUUUUUUGUUGUGCUAUCUGAAGCCGACUCAAAGAAAAGCAUAAUUAAAGAGCCUGAAUCAGCAGCAGAAGCUGUAAAAUUGGCAUUCCAACAGAAACCACCUCCUCCCCCCAAAAAGAUUUAUAACUACCUCGACAAAUAUGUUGUUGGUCAGUCGUUUGCCAAGAAGGUGCUUUCAGUUGCUGUGUAUAAUCAUUACAAGAGAAUUUAUAAUAAUAUUCCAGCCAACCUGAGGCAGCAAGCAGAAGUUGAGAAGCAGACAUCAUUAACUCCUAGAGAAUUAGAAAUAAGAAGACGGGAGGAUGAGUACAGAUUUACAAAAUUGCUUCAGAUUGCUGGGAUUAGUCCACAUGGUAAUGCUUUAGGAGCAUCAAUGCAGCAACAAGUAAAUCAACAAAUACCUCAGGAGAAACGGGGAGGUGAAGUCCUAGAUUCUGCCCAUGAUGACAUAAAGCUUGAAAAAAGUAAUAUUUUGUUACUGGGACCAACUGGGUCAGGUAAAACAUUGCUGGCCCAAACUCUAGCAAAAUGCCUUGAUGUACCUUUUGCCAUCUGUGACUGUACUACUUUGACUCAGGCGGGAUAUGUAGGUGAAGAUAUUGAAUCUGUGAUUGCCAAAUUGCUACAAGAUGCCAAUUAUAAUGUGGAGAAAGCACAACAAGGAAUUGUCUUUCUGGAUGAAGUAGAUAAGAUUGGCAGUGUGCCAGGCAUUCAUCAGUUACGGGAUGUAGGUGGAGAAGGCGUUCAGCAAGGCUUGUUAAAACUGUUAGAAGGUACAAUAGUCAAUGUUCCAGAAAAGAAUUCCCGUAAACUUCGUGGAGAAACAGUGCAAGUUGAUACAACAAACAUACUGUUUGUUGCAUCUGGUGCUUUUAAUGGUUUAGACAGAAUAAUCAGCAGGAGGAAAAAUGAGAAGUAUCUUGGAUUUGGGACACCAUCUAAUUUAGGAAAAGGCAGGAGGGCUGCAGCAGCAGCAGAUCUUGCCAACCGAAGUGGGGAAUCAAAUACUCACCAAGAUAUUGAAGAAAAAGAUCGCUUAUUACGCCAUGUGGAAGCUAGAGAUCUCAUUGAAUUUGGCAUGAUUCCAGAGUUUGUGGGACGGUUACCUGUGGUGGUUCCCUUGCAUAGCCUAGAUGAAAAAACACUUGUACAGAUUCUCACUGAACCGCGUAAUGCAGUCGUUCCCCAGUACCAGGCAUUAUUCAGCAUGGACAAGUGUGAGCUUAAUGUCACUGAAGAUGCUUUGAAGGCUAUAGCCAGAUUGGCACUAGAUAGGAAGACUGGUGCAAGGGGCCUUCGAUCUAUCAUGGAAAAGCUGUUACUAGAGCCAAUGUUCGAAGUACCAAAUUCUGACAUUGUAUGUGUGGAAGUUGACAAAGAAGUUGUAGAAGGAAAGAAGGAACCAGGAUACAUUAGGGCUCCAACUAAAGAGUCAUCUGAAGAGGAGUAUGACUCUGGAGUUGAAGAGGAAGGAUGGCCUCGGCAAGCAGAUGCGGCAAACAGUUAAAUGCUGUUAAAACUUUAUCUCUUAGAAAUUUCUCCCUUUGUUUUAAGAUCGUAACUGGCUUUACAGUCUGACAUUAAAGGCAUUGGAUCUAUUCUGGAUAUUAUUAUACAUGGUCAGAAGCUUUUAGGAUAAGAAUCAGAUCAUGUAUGUUACUGUAACAUCACAUUGAUUUUAUGCAGUGGACUUGUGGAUUUUAAUGGCACAAUGUUCAAAGAUAAAAUGUACAUUUUUUGGGGUUCAGUUUUUUAAAAUCUGCUUUAACAAAAUUCUGAAGUUAAGCAAUGCAGGUGUUGCCAGUAAAUAAUGAAUUUUACAAUAAUGUUACUCUACAAAUGGGAAAAUAAAUUUCCUUAACUGAAUAUUGAUAUACCAUUAGUUUAACUUUUUUCCAUCCACAAUUGUUUCCUGAAGAGAUCAGACUUUUUAUUCACAUUUAAAAUGGAAAAGAAUAGAUUUGGUGGCAUUAUUAGUAAUGGAAAAGUGCCCUAAAGAACUGAAUUUUGAUGAUGUUUCAUUAUGUUCUUAGGCUUCUUUGCUAAUUUGUGACACCAACUUACAAUUGAUUUCAGUAUAAAAGGCAGUUCAUUUGUUGGCCAAUCUGAUUUAUUGGCCAUUCUCAGUGCACUUCAGGGCAAUGGAAGAGCCAGGGCAAUGGAAGAGCAGAUGGAAUUAGAAUCUAGGUAAAUUUCUCACAGGAAAAACAAAUGAGGAAUGCCGCAUGUAGGUAUAUUUAAAUUUUAAGUAAAAUACUCAAUAUUGUGCAAUUACCUAAAGAGCUAGUGUGCAUCAGUUUUUUGGUGCUGGAUAUUUAUCCAACCUCCUAUUUCCUUAAACAUCAAAGAAAAUGUAUAUUUUUUUCUGUAAUCAGUAGGGAAUUUGUUCAUACAAAAAUGAACUCUAAGUUAUUUUGCACUCCUUUGUUGUACACCUUUUUCUUGGUCAUUGUUUUUGGGACUUUGAGAAAAACAAAGGGAAUGAAACAAUCCCUUGGAUGACACACAUGAAAAAAAUAGUCUUUUAGAAGAAAACUUAGGAAACUAGUAAGAUUUUUUUUUAUUUUUAAAAUAUCAGUCUCCAGAUACCUUUUCAGUUUUUUUCCUUCCUGCUAAGAUGUUGCUGCAGGUUUUAUUGUUAUUCAUCUAGUUUAACUUCUUUUUCAAAUUGACUAAAGUCAAUUUAACAUUGAUUUAAACAUUCAUUUAUUUUCAUCAUUUAGCCUGCUUAUUAGAGGAUUUUUUCCUCAUGCACUUUGUCAGGAAGAAAAAACAUGAAACUCUUAACACUUUAAUUAACAAGCCCAUAUCUUCUACUGAAGAGCCAAUUCAGUUGGGCUUUACAUGACUUAGAUAAUAGGAGAGUUGUGAAAUAUUUAUCUGUGGAUGGGAUAUAGAGGAGAUGCACAGUCACCAAGUCAGGUUUGUGUAGCAAAGAGCAGGAACAAGACUCCUACUUAGUCUCCCCAGUAAUGGUUAAAGUUACUUUCAGGAAGUCUUUCAUACUGUGUUGUAACUUCAUUCAUUACUUCCUUUUACUGUGUAGUUUCCCCUUUUGUAGAAUGGGAAAAUCGAAAUAGAUUUUAAUUCUUUUGAGGAUAAUCCUCCAGAAAUGGACCGGGAGACAUAGUAAUGACAGUAAAACAACUUGCAUUUAAGUUUUGGAAGUUGUUUAUAACAUUGUGAUCGAUGUUUUUAAAUCAAACACAAAAGCAGUGUAACUACAAUUUGUACCUUGGGACUUUAUGUUUUGGCAUUUGAAUAAAACAAAGCUAUUAAUGAAA
Molecule: messenger RNA, 6701 nt
Organism: Monodelphis domestica (gray short-tailed opossum)
Lineage: Eukaryota; Metazoa; Chordata; Mammalia; Didelphimorphia; Didelphidae
Gene: CLPX
Product: caseinolytic mitochondrial matrix peptidase chaperone subunit X
Cellular component (GO): mitochondrial matrix
Molecular function (GO): zinc ion binding; protein dimerization activity; ATP hydrolysis activity
Source: RefSeq, a predicted model, not a curated record